CUUCAGGAUGCGGCCCCGACAAAGAGGAUCCCACCUGGGUCUGCUGCUCCUGGCCUCCCAGCUGAUCCACGUGGGUUUUGACAACAUUCCCCCCGUGACUCUGGCUGUUCUGGGACUCAACGCCUACCUUUACCUGUUUCCAGCAGCUCCUCUGAUGAAGGCCUGCGUGAGCGUCCAACAGGCGUACUGGUACGGAGACUGGCGCCGCCUCCUGCUGUCGCCGCUGCACCACGCUGACGACAUGCACCUGUACUUCAACAUGGUGUCGUUCCUGUGGAAGGGGAUGAGGCUGGAGCGCCGUCUGGGCGGGGCCUGGUUCCUCUACCUGCUGUCCGUCUUCUCUCUGCUCACCGGAUUGGUCUAUCUGCUGCUGGAGGCGGGGCUUACGGAGCUCAUGCAGGACCAGUCGUACAGCAUGACCUGCGCCGUGGGCUUCUCAGGUGUCCUGUUUGGUCUGAAGGUGCUCAGUAACCACUACUAUCCAGGAGGCGUGACCUACAUGAUGGGCAUCCCUGUAUCCAAUCGAUCCAGCUGGGUGGAGCUAGUGCUGAUCCACGUCACAUCACCUGGGACCUCCUUCAUCGGUCACCUGGCUGGUAUCCUGGUGGGUCUCCUCUACACCUCCGGACCCCUGAAGACCCUCAUGAAACACUGUGCAGGGUUUGUAACGAAUGGCUUUAACUCCAGACCAUCUACAUACUUCAACUCCUCAGGUUACAGUGGUGGUGGUGGUUUUGGUGCUGGUGCUGGUUUUGGCGCUAGCGCUGGUUUUGGCGCUGGCGGUGGUGGCGGCGGUGGUUUUGGCAGUGGCGGGGGACAUCCUCCUUACGAUUACUCAGAUAACAGGACCAAUUACACCGCGUCCUACACCGGUGGACUGAGUGAGGAGGAGCAGUUAGAGGCGGCCAUCAGAAACAGCCUGAACGACAGAGGACGUCCAAGCGCCCCAGAAGCCCCUCCUCCUUAUGGUUUCAACCUCAGUGAGGACGACAGGAGAGCCGAGGAGAUCAGGUGGAGGAGGCUGAGGAGGUUCGACAGCUGAACCAGGAGACAACGAGGAUCCGGAGACGCGCGACGAGUCGGACUGUGCUUCUAAAAGGCGAGGAAUAAGUGCCUACAGAGAAUGAGCGGGACGUAGAUAAAGCCUGACGCUGAGCAGCUGAUCGACUGUUUGGUCCUUCGGUAUCAAAAUCAGACAUUUAUUUUCACAAAGUGUUGAUGUUUGUUGGUUCUGUUAGAGCUCGUCAGCUUUGAGUUACUAAAUAAGGGAUGAGAUGCUUCACAUUAAUCACAUUAAGUAUCGUAAACCAUCCAAAUGUCCCACAAAAGAGGCAGUUUCAUGUUUUCCAAUCAGAUUAAUAUCUAAAUCUAUUUACUUAGACAUCUCAAAGCUUCAAAUAAAAGCCCAGAGA
Molecule: messenger RNA, 1412 nt
Organism: Sphaeramia orbicularis (orbiculate cardinalfish)
Lineage: Eukaryota; Metazoa; Chordata; Actinopteri; Kurtiformes; Apogonidae
Product: rhomboid-related protein 4-like
Cellular component (GO): membrane
Molecular function (GO): serine-type endopeptidase activity
Source: RefSeq, a predicted model, not a curated record